Molecule: messenger RNA, 1347 nt
Organism: Blumeria graminis f. sp. triticale
Lineage: Eukaryota; Fungi; Ascomycota; Leotiomycetes; Helotiales; Erysiphaceae
Source: the annotation of a GenBank genome assembly
AUGUCAAAAACAAAUAUUUCUUCCAAUCCUUUUCGCCAACAAGACUCUACAACAGUGAUUAAACCACUAGUUGUAGCUGACGAUCUUACACAUAGCUGCAAAUUUAGCUCACAUGCAGAGUUCCAAUCAGCAAAAGCUCCUUCAGGUAUCGACGGCCAUUUGGAAAAUGCAACAAAAGCUUCAAAAGGCUCAUUACGUUCGCAGUCUCCGAAAAUAAAUUUUACCAUUGAAGAACCAGGAAAUAAAACUCCUGAAAAGACCAACAUUUCGUCAUCGCAGACAAAUAACCUCAACAUUCAAUGCUCUAGAACUGGUGUACCAGGGUUCGAAGUUGAUGAUCUUGAAAUAGUACCGAAAAUUUUAAAAAAUUCUUUUGCUAACCAGACUGAUUUAACAUCACAUCAAGAAGAUAUACCGCAAUAUCUAGCUCAGGAGAAUGCUUUUGGCCUAGAAGGUUUACCUUUAGAUGUAGAUGGGUUCAAACGGCUGCUUUUGACUGGAGAUUCAAGUUUGAGAUCAACCCCACACAACCCCUUUGUUCGAUCUCAAGAUGUCGAUCAUCAGUUUGAAAAUGAAACCAUUCUAUCGAAUAAGUCAUCUGAAUGUCAGCAGCUUGUUCCCACAAAUCCCAUAAAAAAUAUAUAUCGUGAAUUAGAAAAAUCAGAAAGUAAUUCAGAGACGGAAAAACAUCAAACAGACUUUGACCUGGGAAUACGACCUCCCAUAGAGAACCUGACUCCAUCAAAAUCUCGUUAUCCAAAGUUAAUUAAAGUGGAAUUAAAAGAUGACAUAUCAUUAAAUACUUCUCAAUAUCCAUCCUCAAUAGCCUCGAAUCACUCUUUCCCUAGGCCGAUGACGCCUACAAAUUCUCAUUUAACCCCCUGUCAAAGAAGUACCGUCAAACUAAAUCUCAACAAACCUUUACCUCCAGCUCCCACAACAAACUUUGAAUCCGAUAACAUACUAUUGCAUAGCAGGAAAUUAGCCAAGAGGUCCAUAUCUACGCCAUUUUAUUCAUCAUCUUCAUUCCGAAAAAUACCACCAAAUCCGUUACCGAUACGACGAAAUAGUCAUUUAAUCCAAGGCAUGGCAUCAGGAACAUCAGAUUUCUCUUCUAAUAAAACCCCACCAAAACCGACAUCUAGUGGAAGCCCUAAAAGUACAGUGCUAGCUCCGUUGCAAAAUAUAACAAAUUAUGAAGGGAAAAGACGCUCAUUCUCAAAAUCAAUCAGUGAAAAUGACUCUACACUUCCAUUAACCCGUCGCCGGACAAGCCAUUGGAACUUUGUCCACUACUCUAGACCAAAUCUUCGCUCCACUACUUUAAAUCGUUCGUUUACAAGCUAA